This is a messenger RNA of Paramacrobiotus metropolitanus, 1283 nucleotides long. RefSeq lists its product as uncharacterized. The record is from RefSeq and is a predicted model, not a curated record. The coding region runs from base 66 to 1136 and encodes 356 amino acids. Lineage: Eukaryota; Metazoa; Tardigrada; Eutardigrada; Parachela; Macrobiotidae. The transcript has 2 exons.
AGCAAAUCAACUAAGGCGAAAUUUAACUGAGGGUUGAAAUGCAAUUUUGAUAUUUUUUUCACAAAAUGUCGCCUUCUACAUUAACGUCCUUGCUUGUGUUGUUUUUCGCAGUGAUCGGUGCAAAAGGGCGAAGAAUAACCGCCGUCUGGCUUUCCCGGAACGCUCUGACUUGGGAUUCAAUCAAUAACACAACGGUCUACGCCACUCUGAGAGAUGCAGGCAAUCUGCUGCUUGACAAUCAAACAGCAACAACGAAUGCUUUCGGAGAAUUUACUUUGUCCUUACCACUGAGGAGCAGCCACACCAUAACAUUCGAGAUGCCUGGUUUCAAUCCGAUCCUUCUAAGAGAUUUUUAUUCCGAUCUUCCGCUGGACGGCAAGGUCACAAUGGAACCGUUGUUGUGGAUCAGUGAAACCUUGGCCGGAAAUGGGACAGCCGACGGAAAUCUGAAAUAUAUGAGAUUUGGCAACCAUGACGAUGAUAUGUCGUAUGCCCCUUCGGUAACUGUUAACUUCCGUUACGGCCUGAACAAUAUUUCGGGGCCGAUUCUCGCGACAACCACAACGAAUGCCAUUGGGUACUGGCGUCAAGGACUACCAUCGGGAUACUACACGGCGACUGUCAACGCGACAGGAUAUAUGCCAAAAUCUUUCCCAGUCGUCAUUUGGAGAAAAGGCGGCUCAAGCACCGUGCAUUCAUUUAUGCCUGACGUGUCUUACGAUGACAUUCGGAUAAUUCUCUUUAAUGUUAAAGGCUACGAUAUGGAGUUGGUGGUGGUCGAAGGACCACUGCAAGACAGCCAACAGCGCACACGCGUUGAAUGUCAGGGAACGAGACUGAGCGCUGAUAAACUUAUUCACAACGACUAUGCAGGAGCAAACGCCGAUAGCACCGUCAUCAAGAAGCAGCUGCCUGGCACGUACCGUAUCAGCGUGUACGUGUGGUAUCACCGCAAGGGAGUCCAAAACUGGCGUUUGGCCCGGUCCCACUCGGUUGUCGAACUGUAUCGCGGUAAAAAUCUGUGGGCAAGAUAUUAUGCCCCCAAUCGUUACGGUAACACGUGGAUCGUCGCGGAGUUGGACGGACUAAAUCUAACGACUAUCAAUGAAAUUACGACAGUGUACCACAACACCUAAAUUGUUUUAACCAAAACCAGGUUUCUUCUGAGUUUAACUUUAUUUUCUUUGUAUCAUCUGAUACCAGGCAUGGUACAGCUUUACGCAUCCGAAAUCAUGUGUGCAACUGAUGCGGGGGAUAUGGACUAAAUUAAAUAAAAGACAAUG